GAAACACUCAGUUUGUUGGUUGCAUUGAUACGUUGUUGAGAAUAUUUUUUUAUUAUACAGCUCAUGCAAUUUAACUUAGCAGGUGUAUUUUUAUGUUUGAACAUUCGUGACAUGCUGUGGCCUUGAAUAAGCUCAUUAUCAAUGCCAACACCGCCUCUUUUUAGUGAAGUCACUGAAAAAUGGGUCUUUAUGUAAAUAAUGGAUAUAUUGAAAAGAAUUGACAUGCUCCUAAACUAUCACACCGCGUCUGCCAUUCUGGGAACGUUCCAGUGCAGCGGAUGAAUUCCGCACAAAGGCAGAGAGGCUCCCGUCUGGCUGACGCCGGUUUAUGCGACUGGAGCGUCUCCGUCUCCUUGCAAACAUACGCGGUACACCUCCGGGCAGACACAGGAAUAUUGAAAGUGAAGACUGUCAAGUUGGAUACACGUGAGGUAAGAAAUUAACUGAGGUUUCUAUAUAUAUUUUGUUUUAUAAAUAUUCUGAUUAUGUAGUUAUUUAGGUUAUUUUUGAGGUUAUUGAGGUUAUUAUUCAAAUGGAAAAGUAUUGCUGAAAUAGCCCUAACAAGUGACAAUAAAUGGCUUAUAUUUAUCUGGUGACAUAGGUGUCAUGUGACCUUUUGUAGCUACUUUUAAAUUCUACUUUUAUUUCAAUACUUAAGUAAAGUAGUUUGUGUUAUCCGUUAGAAGCUAGAGUUAAAGCGCGUGGCUUGUUACAGCCCACAGUCUGUCAAUGAGAUGCGCGAUUUAGUCUGGGAACAGUUCAGUGAGGUAUGCUCUAGGCUACCUGUAUGGAGUAGAGUGAUUUUACAGCAUUUUUAUUCAGCGAUAAGUAUGAACAGUCAUAGAAAAGGUUCAAGUAAGCCUUCAGAAUGCAUGGGCUUAGGUUUCAAGGCUGCCUUGAUGAUACAGCAUUAGGUGAUUAUGCCUAUCUCGGCUCGUAGACUUGGUGACGCCAGUUUCAUAAAAACGAAAACAAGAAUGGAACAAAAGUAUUCAUGUCGCGUUGCACUGAACUUGAACGCCCUCUUUCAUUUACCAACGUAGCACAUUUACUGUUUUUAGCCUGCUGAUGUAGACUACCCUCGGGCGAAAUAUAUUUUCGGUUUGUUAACUUAAAUGCCAUUGAAUAAUAGUGGUCUUGCUUUGCACAGAUUGUCAGAAUUCAUGUCAUGCAGCUUACGUCCAAAUAACUGUCACGCAACUCACGUCUAAAUAACUGUCACGUUUUGCUCAGCUGGUUAUACUUAAUUUAUUCCAAAAUGUUUUUUUGGAGUUGUGUUGGCAGUGUUACACGAAGCAGGAGUUUAGAUGUCAUGAGUUCAUUUGGUCGUUUGGUUCAUUUUGGUGACUGAGUUGCCCUUGUUUGUUGUUAUAAUUUUUACAGUGAGAAAGAAAACUUCUGUCCAACAUGAACAUACACAUGAAAUUUGAGUUAGCUACUCACUGAUGAAUGACUAACUGAAAUUAAAGGCAAGAUUCCUUUACUAUCUUAUACUGAGAGGACAUGGAACUAGCUUUAAGUGUUAGUUUAGAGGUUUGUGAAUCCACAACAAUAUUGAAGACACUCAACCAAAAAAAGGUAAAGCAAGAAGAACUCAUACCUCAUAGGAUCUAUACAUCUGCUGGUGUGAGGUAUUUUGUUCUAGAUGUCAAAGAAACCAAAAUUGCAUUUUGUGACAAGUAAGUCAUUCUUAAUUAACUUAAUAAUCAGUUUUUUUUUAACGUUAAUAUUUUUUUCCACCAGAUUCAUCCGUAAUCCUGAUCUUGGAUCCUCUGACUUUGAAAAAAAAAAAAAAAAACAUUCCUUGUCAUAUUGUCACAUUCACCUCACACCUGCAGUCUUCUGGAUCCCUGGCCCUGCCAUCUUUAUUUCCUCAAACAAGUUCAAACUAAACUUACACUCUUCUUUGCUGGUCAUCGCUUUGACUGUGUCCCCUGAGGACUGUACAGCUACGGCCAUGCACUCCACCACGUCCAUCACCUCACUCUUCUCCUUCACCAGUCCGGCCGUGAAGCGUCUCUUGGGCUGGAAGCAGGGCGACGAGGAGGAGAAGUGGGCCGAGAAGGCCGUGGACUCCCUGGUGAAGAAGCUGAAGAAGAAGAAAGGGGCCAUGGAGGAACUGGAGAAAGCACUGAGUUGCCCGGGACAGGCCACAAAAUGUGUGACCAUUCCACGCUCGCUUGACGGGAGGCUACAGGUGUCGCACCGCAAAGGCCUCCCUCACGUCAUCUACUGCCGCGUGUGGCGCUGGCCUGACCUACAGUCUCACCACGAGCUGAAGGCCCUGGACUGCUGUGAGUUCCCCUUCGGCGCCAAGCAGAAGGACAUCUGCAUCAACCCAUACCACUAUCGACGUGUUGAAACUCCAGUGUUGCCACCGGUGCUCGUGCCUCGGCACAGCGAGUUCAACCCACAGCACAGUUUACUGGCCAAGUUCCGCAACGCUUCCAUUCACAACGAGCCUCUCAUGCCUCAGAACGCCACUUACCCCGAGUCCUUUCCCACAAUGCCGUGCAACUCCUUCUCCUCCCCCUCUGGCUCUCUCACGCAGUCACCCAACGUGGCCAACUACCCAGACUCUCCCAGCAGUGCCGCUGACCCGGGGAGCCCUUACCACAUCACCGCAGAGACCCCUCCUCCUCCCUACUCCAUGAUGGAGGCAAUCACACCAGAGGAGGCGAAGCAGGGUGACACUAGUACUCCCAUCAAGCUCGUCUUCUCCGCCCCGCACACAGACCUGCGCCCGGUGUGCUAUGAGGAGCCGGAGUACUGGUGCUCAGUGGCCUACUACGAGCUGAACAACCGGGUGGGCGAGACCUUCCACGCCUCUGCCCGCAGCAUCCUGGUGGACGGCUUCACCGAUCCCUCCAACAACAAGAACCGCUUCUGCCUCGGCCUGCUCUCCAACGUCAACCGCAACUCCACGAUAGAGCACACGCGCAGGCACAUAGGCAAAGGAGUCCAUCUUUACUAUGUGGGCGGAGAGGUGUACGCAGAAUGCCUGAGUGACAGCAGCAUUUUUGUCCAGAGUCGGAACUGUAACUACCAGCACGGUUUCCACGCGACCACCGUCUGUAAAAUCCCGAGUGGCUGCAGCCUGAAGAUAUUCAACAACCAGCUGUUUGCCCAGUUGCUCUCCCAGUCUGUCAACCACGGCUUUGAAGUGGUCUACGAGCUUACCAAGAUGUGCACCAUUAGAAUGAGCUUUGUCAAGGGCUGGGGUGCAGAGUAUCAUCGACAGGACGUCACCAGCACCCCUUGCUGGAUCGAAAUUCACCUCCAUGGGCCUUUGCAGUGGCUGGAUAAGGUUCUGACCCAGAUGGGAUCCCCGCACAAUCCCAUCUCCUCUGUGUCGUGACACUGAACGUGCAAUGAGGCUGGGGAACCAUAGGCGUUGUAUUGGUUUAUAGCAACCACACAGACACAGUCUAGGUGUUCUACGUCAACAGUAUUUGAAUUAUCAUAUUUCAGAAUGUAUUGCUCUCCGAGACUGAAAAAUACUGUUCCUCUCAAAUACGGAAAAUGCACUAAACUUUGGUCUGCGACCACUUUACUGUCAAAGUCAGUUCAUUUCAGUUGUGCAGGAUAACAAAACAGAAAAAAAAAAAAAAUCUUCCAACACAGUUGUAGAAUAGUUUCUGAGAGGCUUUGUUUUAUUUUUAAAGAAUUUAUACUUCUGGCUUGAGAUUUGCUGUAUGUACUAUGCAGUCAUUGAACACUCCAACAGCCUGGAGAUGAAUGGGAUCAUUACGUAGGUACUAACACUCUUGAUAUUCUGUUAGACGGUGCUUGUGUUGGUUACAUUACUGCACUGAUACCUUUACUUGUUUUGUUGGAUUGUUUUAUAUAUAUAAACAUCAUUUCUGCCA
Messenger RNA from Clupea harengus (Atlantic herring), 3869 nucleotides. It is a transcript of the gene smad9, whose product is annotated as SMAD family member 9. Bases 1646 to 3358 code for a protein of 570 amino acids. Gene Ontology annotation, cellular component: heteromeric SMAD protein complex. Gene Ontology annotation, biological process: SMAD protein signal transduction; transforming growth factor beta receptor signaling pathway; anatomical structure morphogenesis. The record is from RefSeq and is a predicted model, not a curated record. NCBI's taxonomy places the organism in Eukaryota, Metazoa, Chordata, Actinopteri, Clupeiformes, Clupeidae. The transcript has 6 exons. Gene Ontology annotation, molecular function: I-SMAD binding; RNA polymerase II cis-regulatory region sequence-specific DNA binding; DNA-binding transcription factor activity, RNA polymerase II-specific.